GGAUCUCUAGUGAUGAAACGUGUCAUAUUGACGCAUCCCUCAUCUUGCCGAACAAUGUUCGGGUACAAGGAGAAUGCGAUCUGGGUAGGGAGCCCGGUACGAGGUAUAUGAAGACCUGGAUGGUAGGCCAGGAACUUCCCAUUCGCCCUGCCCGACGACCCACCCUCACCUAUCGAUCAAGUGAUAAGCAAUUGGUGAACAUGGAAAUAGCACACCUCCCAGUCGUGCCUCAUUCGCCGUUAUCCACAGAAGAUACGCAAGCCAGUGAAGGAGCAUCCACAGUGGGCCAGCGUCACUUCCCAGCUACUAGACCUCGACUCCAGACGUCUUAUGAAUGCAUCCACCAUGCAUUUGUGGUGCAUGCGCUCUGUCAUCCGCGCCUUGACGCUGUUGUAGACUCAGACGGCAAUGCGACGUCUUAUGUGCGGCUCCUGAUGCUAUCCGGACGGCUGGCCGCUCGAUUGCAGAAACAGGGAGUACGAAGAGGAACCCGCGUAUGCCUUGUCGUGCACCAUUCAAUCGGAUAUAUCGUCGGUAUGCUGGCGGUUCUUCGGCUGGGGCCACCUGCAUCCCUAUGGACGGCGGACACGUCACGGAAGAGGUAUUCUCUGCGAUCAUGAAAGACGCGGACCCAGCUUUCGUGUUGUUAUCCACACCAUACCUCACGCACGCUGCACAUAUCCGGACGCCAUACGGCUGCUUGGAAGAUACGAUGAUCGAGUGCUUGCAACCGCGGGGAAAUCCCUCGGUAGCGCAUGCCGAUGAUUGUCAGUCGGUCGAUGCCGCCUAUACAAUAUACGAGUUCGGUGAGUACGGCGUGCCAUACUUGCAA
This is a messenger RNA of Fomitopsis serialis, 832 nucleotides long. RefSeq lists its product as uncharacterized. The record is from RefSeq and is a predicted model, not a curated record. The coding region runs from base 108 to 620 and encodes 170 amino acids. The transcript is spliced from 2 exons. NCBI's taxonomy places the organism in Eukaryota, Fungi, Basidiomycota, Agaricomycetes, Polyporales, Fomitopsidaceae.